UACUAAAGAGGAGGCGGAGGGAGAGAGAGAGUGAGAAAAGGGGGGUGGGGGGGGGAGUGCGGCUGCUGGUCGAGGUGGUAGCGAGGAAGCGAAUAUAAAUCUGUAUGUUCGCAGGAGUAAAGCUGGCGGUCUCCAGAGCGGCUUAAGCGACUAUGGCCAGGAGUGGUCGUAAACCAUCAAGCGGUGGUCUUUCCUGUUAACUAAAGGAUUUGUCCAAGUGAGGAAGUAGGUCCCGCGUGGAAGCCGCGAACACCGGUUGUCAAGCACAGUGGUUGGGCUGUUUGGAGGUGUUUGACUCCCACCCCCCCGCCCCACCACCCUUAUUUUCAUUUUCUGGACAAAACAAGAAGCCCGAAGACAGACCUAAGAGACGGGAGAAGGUGGUGGCGAGGGACUCGUGAGCCCUUUCUCUCCUUAUUACCUCCAUUCACAAAACCAUUGCAUUCCAUCAUCACAGGAAUGUAGAGGCAUUCCCGAUUGGAGGAGGAAGGGUCCCAUUGACUGCUGAGGCUUAGCACCUCUUUCCAACAGCUAGCCCUUUCCAUCCCCCCCCCCACCCACCCCACCAUCAUAUCUCUCUUUCUUUACCUUUGCAAUUUCCCCUGUUCCUCUCUUUCUCGUCUCGUGUCUUCUCUUUUACCCUUUUCACAAAGGGAGCGGGGAGACGUUGCGUUUGGGUUGAAGUGGGUGUUUCUGGGGCUGUCAUUGUGUUUGGUUCCCGGACAAAAGGCAGCUGGGAGCAGGGAGUGAAACACAGUUUUGCGUACAAUAAAAUCAGCAGCGAAAGACAAGGAACAGCUGACAAUCAGCGGAAGGUGAAUUGCGAUGAAACGAAAGAGUUAGAGAAACUGAGAGUCAUACUCAUGAAGCUGUUUCCGAGACCAUUAGUAUUGCCACUGGGGGGUAAAAAAGCAGCAGUGUGACUGACACUGCCUCGUGGAUCCCGCUGCCGCUGUUGCUAAGCAGUCUUUGAGCUGAAGUUGGUUUGUCAUCACUGCACAGCAAUGAAAGGAAGCUCAGAGGAAAGCAUUGAAAGCGCCAGGCCGUCCAACCUGCAAGCUUUUGCUAACAUAUCCACGCUACAUGGAAUGAGUCACAUAUUCUCUUAUGGGCACAUGACAUUCCGUCGGUUCCUCUGGACUCUUUCCUUCCUGGGUUCACUCUGCUUACUGCUGCUGGUGUGCAUGGAUCGAGUGUCCUACUACCUGGAGUACCCUCACGUUACCAAGCUGGACGAAGUUGCAGCCACAAACCUCACCUUUCCCGCCAUUACCUUCUGUAACCUCAACGAGUUCCGCUUUUCCAAAAUCACCCGCAAUGACCUCUAUCACGUGGGAGAGCUUCUGGCCCUCCUCAAUAACAACUACCAAAUAGCCAAUCCUCACCUGGCUGAGCCGGAGGUUCUGUCUGCCCUGAAGGAGAAAGCCAACUUCCAGAACUUCAAGCCCAAACUCUUCAACAUGACUGAUUUCUACAACCGCACAGGUCACGACAUCGGCGACAUGCUACUGCAGUGCACCUUUCGUGGGGAGGAUUGCUACUCGGUCAACUUCAGUACGAUCUACACACGCUACGGGAAAUGCUACACGUUCAACUCGGGGCAAGACGGCAACCCCCUGCUGACCACCUUGAAAGGAGGCACGGGGAACGGCUUGGAGAUCAUGCUGGACAUUCAGCAGGAUGAAUACCUUCCAGUCUGGGGGGAAACAGAUGAGACCUCCUACGAAGCGGGAAUCAAGGUUCAGAUCCACAGCCAGGACGAGCCGCCCUUCAUUGACCAGCUGGGAUUUGGCGUGGCCCCCGGUUUUCAAACUUUUGUGUCAUGUCAGCAGCAACUGCUUCAGUACCUCCCCCCACCCUGGGGAGACUGCAAGUCGACUCCCAUCGACUCCGAGUACUUCUCCACGUACAGCAUCACCGCCUGCCGCAUCGACUGCGAAACCCGCUACCUGCUGGAAAACUGCAACUGCAGAAUGGUCCACAUGCCGGGAACCUCCACAGUGUGCACACCCGAACAGUACAAGGACUGCGCUGAUCCGGCUUUAGACUUUUUGGUAGAGAAAGACAACGAUUACUGUGUGUGUCAGACCCCCUGCAACAUGACUCGCUAUGGCAAGGAGCUGUCCAUGGUUAAGAUCCCCAGUAAGGCGUCCGCUAAGUAUCUGGCUAAGAAAUUCAACAAAACCGAGCAGUAUAUCGGAGAAAACAUUUUGGUUUUGGACAUCUUCUUCGAAGCCCUGAACUACGAGAAGAUCGAGCAGAAGAAGGCCUACGAAAUUGCCGGGCUCCUCGGUGACAUCGGAGGGCAGAUGGGUCUGUUCAUAGGAGCCAGCGUGUUGACAAUACUGGAAAUAUUCGACUACUUAUAUGAGGUGUUCAAGGACAAAGUUUUGGGUUACUGCAUGCGCAAGAAGCGACCGCAGCGCUGUCAGAGCGACAACCUGGAGUUUCCAGAGAACCCAAGCAGGCCUGGUGUCACGCCUAAUCAUGCCCCCAGAGCACCUGCGACACGCUCCGGAGUCACUCGGACAGUCUCGGAUUCACGCCGAACAUGUUACCUCGUCACCCGACUCUAGGCAACUUUGAGGAAUUUGCUUGUUGACAACCUGAUGUUUUCUUUUUUUUCCUGGGGGGGCAAGGGGGGGCGGGACUUGACAGCAAACUGUGAAACAAUGGAUGUAUUUAUUCGAGGAAAAACAUACAAGGUUGAAGUGUACAGUUAGUUUAUCAAUGCCUCAAUAGAAAUAGAAUACUAUCAUUACUACAAAAAAAAGAAAACUUCCGAAACAGAACUCAGGUUUAAAUGCAUCAUAAUUUAUUCCCAUUUUUUUUCUUUUUUUUUUUUUCCAAAAUGUCACUUUUCAGUCGCAAUGUGUCCAAAAGGGAAGCGAAGUCGCGACGUGACCUGGAAGAAAAAAAACGCGUGACCUGCUCUGUGUUGCGUCUCCUGCAGAGCGGCCACAGCAGAAGGAGUUCGCUGAUCGUUGCCUUUGAGCCUUUUCAAACCAUUGCAUCAAAAAAAAAAAAAAAAAAAUUGAUCAUUCACUGUGUUGUACGCUAAUGUCUUAAGAGCUCAUCUUACAAUUUUUUUAUUAUUUUUUGGGGGGGAGGGAAUGUAGAAAAUUUUUUUUGCCUUUCUUAAUAUGUUAAUUGUGUCUUAGCUCAUCAGUACGAAGGAGUAUUAGGGCCAUGCUGAAACGACACUCAGCCACUUAUCCUCACAAGGGUCGCGGUAAUGAAUGCAGGAGCCCAUCCAAGUGAUCUUCGUGCACAAACAUCAUUUUACGGGAAUUAAAGUCAUGAUUUUAACAAAUUCGCAUAGAAAUGUAAACCAGUGUAACUGUCAGCCUCGAUAAAAUUAUUCCACUAAUAGAAUAAAUUUGUUUUAAAACACAUUUGCAUUUAAAUAUCAUAAUGUGUAUUUAUUUUUGUAAAAAAAUGAUCAAGGGUAAUUUAAAUUUUCAUUUUUUCCCAGCUGCAUUCUCUAAUUGCCGCUUUUUCUUUUCUUGUUGUUAUGACAUGAUUUCUAUAAAACUGCUUGUAAAUUGUAAGCACGGUGACCAGCUAUUUUCUGAGCCGCUUAUCCUCACAAGUGUCACGGGAGUGUCGGAGCCAAUCCCAGUUCCCAUCAGGCAGGAGGCAGGGUCCGCCCUCAACUGGUUAUUGUAGACCACCCAAAGAAAAGUCACCAUUUCAAGCAAAUUAUUGCCAUUUAUUUUAUGAUAAAAUUUGUUUUUGUUCAGUUCAGACAUGGAUCCUGUAAAUUUUUUAAAAAUUUAAAAAAAACUAUUAGGAAAUAAAAUUAUGACUACUGUUGGAAGACUAUAACUUGUAAAAAAAGAAAAACUUUUUUGUAAUAUUGAGAUAUUUGUCAUAAAAUUGCGACUUUCUGGCAAUAUUGCAACUUUAUGAUCUUAAAAGUACACAUUUCCGUAAUUAAUUUGUUUUGAUAAAUUUGUGACAUUCUUUGUGAACGUUGUUAUUUUUUGGAGGGCGGAGGGUUAACGACAUUUUUUUCGUAAAGUUGUGCGGGUAGCCAACUACAAAUACAAUUUGCAUAUAAUUAUCUCACUAUUACGAGUUUGUCAUCGUGGAAAGUUUUGUAGUAAUGUUUUUUUUUUUUUAAGCAAAUGAUGACUUUUCAUUCUCAGAAAUUACUUUUUGUCAUAAUCCAAGUGUACUGUUGGGUUAGGGCGACAAUUUUUCCACAUUAUACAGUAUACAUGUAUUUUAUACAAUAUUGUAUAGAACAGUUAAUUCCUGCAGAUUUAUGAGAACAAAAAAACGUGAGAUUCUGUGACUUUUUUUGCUCACAACGGUACAAAUGACAAGUGGAAUUCAUGUGAAAAUUGCAAACGCGACGUUUUCUUUCUUUAGUCGGGCGGUUAUGGUCGUGAUGGCGUUGGUGUUCUUCUCGGUGUGGCCCCGAUACUUCUUCGCACGUCUAAUCAGCACAAAGCCUCGUGAUAGUAAUCUAUUGUCUAUAGAAGCUACGGUUAAAAUGGUGAACUGAAGCGUGUAUAUAACCGCAGUCGAUUGCCAUGAAGAAAUUCUAUACUGUACGACUCAUUCAUAUCAUGUACAAAUACAGGUAUUUAUAGAUCUAGGCAGACUGUUUCUAUAUGUCUUCUCACCACAGGGACGUAGACCGUAAGUGUCUUGGUGAUUAGCAUCAACGUGACGCACACAUUCGCUUCCUCGACGACACAAACGCAUUGUACAAUUCCGCCGUUGUAUCCUGUUGUCAUUCUUAAAUAUUCCAAAAUGUAUAACGAGUCACAAAUGACAUUUUGUGAUGUAACGAUGAUCAAGUAUAAUAAAGCCGAUAUUUACCCAUCAUCCCCGCUUUGUGGUCGCUG
Molecule: messenger RNA, 4859 nt
Organism: Syngnathoides biaculeatus (alligator pipefish)
Lineage: Eukaryota; Metazoa; Chordata; Actinopteri; Syngnathiformes; Syngnathidae
Gene: asic1c
Product: acid-sensing (proton-gated) ion channel 1c
Exons: 11
Coding region: 1005-2576 (523 amino acids)
Biological process (GO): sodium ion transmembrane transport
Cellular component (GO): membrane
Source: RefSeq, a predicted model, not a curated record